Messenger RNA from Fusarium oxysporum Fo47, 3849 nucleotides. RefSeq names its product RING finger protein. Gene Ontology annotation, molecular function: zinc ion binding; SUMO ligase activity. NCBI's taxonomy places the organism in Eukaryota, Fungi, Ascomycota, Sordariomycetes, Hypocreales, Nectriaceae. The transcript is spliced from 3 exons. Gene Ontology annotation, biological process: protein sumoylation. The coding region runs from base 384 to 3842 and encodes 1152 amino acids. The record is from RefSeq and is a predicted model, not a curated record.
CGCAGCUACGCACACCCAUCCCUCUGAUAAGUCUGGUGCUCUUGAUAUCGGCCUUUCUUCGACCUCAAAUUUCUUCCACUGCAGGCUGUGCUGUUGGGUUGAUUUUGCUCGUCGAGCUGCGCUGACAACAUCGCUGUUUGUCUUGUCUUGUCUUGACUUCACUCACCUCAACCACUUCGCUCUCGAUGUUGAUUCACGACCCUCGCUGCCUAAAUCUUGCGAAUUCACUUCGCUGAACCAUGAUUGACUUUGCGGCACUCUACUUCAAAAAGCGGCGACGUUGAAGCAUGAUUCUAAGUAGUGUUCCGGGCCCAGGUUUCGAAAGCAGCGACUCUAGAUCGUGACCCAGAUCUUCAUACCAAUAGACACCAUACAUCUGUGAAAUGCCACAUACCUCAAAGUCGAAUCAGUCACGGGCUAUCACUUCACCCGAUGCUCAACAGAUCGCUUCCUCCAACCAAACUGUCAAUUUCCUCCUUGGUGGUCGCACUCGCUCAUGGAUGACAGGGGACCCAUCGGCAACAACCAACCCUACUAGACUUGCUCCAGUAGCCUCCAGUAAUUCCCGGAAACGGAACAAAAAGAGAAAGGUGUCUGACGCUGCUCCCCCAACCCAGAACGACAAUGACAUACAUCGCGACAAUAACCCGACCGAGCAAUCAUUUGAACAACGACCAAGUGCCGGAGAACCAGCAAGAGCUUCGACCGUCCUACCCUCUCCGGCGCUGACCGACGCACCAAGCCCGAAUGUCUCGAAUCAAACCGACAGCACUAAUCCCGAUCCAAGCGCUCACGUAGGCAGCGCAGGGCCUGGGGGGCCAGUCUCUGAUAGUAACAUGAACCAAAGCGACUCGACACACGUCGCGACUAAUACCAACUACCCAAGCUCUACAGCCGCCGUCUCCCUUCAGCCCAAGACUUCUAUGCCACAGCAAAACUACGUCUCUCAAGCGACAAUUCUACCUACGGCGACCGGUCCUACGUUGGCUAAUCAAGCUCCUCAGGCAACAGCCUCGCCGCUUUCCCACAUAGAAAUACGCCCUCAAAAUCUAGGAGCGCCACUAGAAGCGAACUCGAGGCAGCAUAUAAGACCACCCACUGCUAUUGAUCAUCAAGCAAAGCGCCCUCGGGUCCAAGAAGCAACAAGUUCGGGAAAUUCCAGAGACCGAAGUAUCUGUCUAAAAUGGUACAACUCGAUCGAGCACCGCGUGGCGCAAGCUGUCCAUGCCGGGCUCCUGAAUGAAACAGUUGAAAAACCACGAUAUAGGAUCUUGGCGGAAGCAUGCCAGAACGAGGAUUUCUUCUACAUUGCUUUUCACCAGGCACUUUGUGCUUGGUCCUUAAACAGAGGGCCGAUUCAUGCGCUCUUCCUUGGAUUAGUACAGCCAAACCUGCUGGAUGCUGCCUUUGACGUAGCGCAAACCAUUCUCAGGAAGAAUGAACAUAUGUCCCAUGCACAUCUGCAAUGGUUUGCCAACUUCCCCAGUACCAUCGCCGAGUUCUCAAGGGUUUUCCCCAAUACAGAAGCGGCUAGAGACAUUUCUGCGUUUCUCAUCCAGCUGGCAACAAACUGGCAUACGCUCUCACAAAAUGUUCAGGCACGAAGGUAUCCUUUGCUCGCAUCUGAGCUGAUAUUCAUCCUACGCUGCCGAGCCAAAGGUCUACAGUCUAUGCUGUUCACCAUGAGCCGCAGAAGCCUUGGCGUAAAUGACGGUCCUGUAGCAAGUGCGAUGAACGUCAUUUUUGAUCAGGACAGGGAGGACGAAGCUGCAUACGAGGCUCGCGGUGAGCCCCCUGAAACCCUCAAACGCGCCAGGGAGGCAAUUGCGAUGAAAUAUCGGGACCUUGUUAUGUCGGCGGCGCAACGAGCAGCAUCCAAUGCAGGCUCGAGUGCUCAUAUAGUUGCACAACGUGGACAUCAAUCGCUACCACCUACAACAACUAACCUAUCUUAUCCCGUGCAUACCGCAUCGGCUUCAUCUCCUUCUCUCCCCUCGCAUUACGAUGCAUUCGCUGUUAGGCCUUCAGUAGGCGACCCAAGGGUGGUAAGCCCGGGGUCUGUGAAUAACCACUCGCCUUCGACAGGCAAUAGUGUCAGCGGGAUUCAGGGCCCGCGACGACCGAAUCACCUUCACAUCCAAAUCGAUACUGCAACAUCGUCGCCUCAUUUUGUCACUGCCUACCAGUCUCCCCAGUUAUCACAGCAUCCAUUACCCAGGUCGUCAAGCGCUGGGUCGCUCCCCAUACAACCAAACCGCGGAUCUCCAGUUACGACUAACACUCCUGUAAUUCCAUCGAAUGGCCCAUCACGAACAGCUAUUUUACCGCCAAAUAAUCCUCUAUUACAACGACGAGCAGCCUCGUUUGCGCAUCCAUCCCAGACGCUUCCUAGCCCUUACGGGACAUACACCGAAAACCAAGCACCGCACCACCAGCUGGCAGGAACGCCGCAAGUCUCGAGUCCAGUUUCACAGAUAAACCCUCAUCAUCAUGGCCAGCCUAUGCAGUCCCCACAGUUUCAAACGGCAUACAAUCAGUUAAACCCGCCUCGUAGGGCAUCUACGUCGCAGUAUAAUAUGAUGUCAGCCCCGUCAGCUCAUGUUUAUUCCGCUCAGCCGAUUGGGCCACGAAAUCCAGCAUACCAAGUACCAGUUGCUAGCUAUCCGUAUUCACUGGCUGGGCCCGUUCAGCAAAUACCGGAAGCCGACUAUCCAGCUAGCCCGUAUGGUUAUGGCUCACUUCAAGUUGGUUUGCAGCAUGUCGGUGUACGCAGUCCCAGGCGCGUUCCCUUGAAUCCUGGCAAAAUUCGACAUUAUCAGUUUGUCAGACAGCUAGUAUACCAACCCCUAGCCCUUGAGCCUCAAAGGGGACUGCGGUCUCUGUCUUUCAACGUGACAAAAGAUCAGAUACAAAAGUUAGCAAAGAAAAUCGAGGGGAUUGGUGUUCCAUUUUGCUACUAUUCCGAGGGCUGUCGUCGUUACCGGCUGCGUAUGAUUGUGCAGCCUGAGACACAAGCUGAACCAUCUGAGUCAGGUUGGGUGAUGUCUGCAACAUGCUGGCCUAGCCAUAUUUUUUUUGACCUGAAUUCGAAGUCCCUUGAGCUGCGACGAAAACAACAUUUUCAUAAAGAUCAACCGCUGGAGUUGACAGAUUUCUUAGUUGAGGGCGAGAACAAGAUGACCAUCAGCUAUCCUGUUGUUGAACAGAAUUCCAAGCCGGGAUAUAAGCAUUUCAUGGCGAUUGAGAUAGUGGAGACAAUGAGCCAUGGGGCGAUUACCGACCUUAUACACUCACGACACCUCCCAGCAGAGGAAACGAGGUACAAGAUAAUAUGUCGCUUACGUCCCUCGGAUUCAGACGACAUCAUCGUCCAGGAUGAGACUCUGCCAAUCUCCUUGGCAGACCCUUUCAGUAAACAGAGGGUUGCGGUUCCAGUCAGGGGCAGUCAAUGCAAGCACUUGGAAUGUUUUGAUUUAGAAACGUUUUUGGGGACCAGAAGCGGAAAAGAGCCACAAAAAGGAGGCGGCCCGCAGCAACAGGGGGAAGAACCUUCGUUGGUGGACAGAUGGGGUUGUCCAAUAUGUGGACUCGAUGCACGUCCUAUCAGUCUCUUGGUGGAUGAUUAUCUCGUGACAGUUAGGCGCUCGCUGAUCAGCAAUGGCGACACUCGGACAAGAAACAUCAAAGUGGCUCCUGAUGGUACGUGGUCUGCAGUAUGGGAGCCGGAGGAGUCUGAUGACGAUUCACCGGCACCACAACCUAAAGGUUCGGUUAAUGGGCAUGCUAGUAGGCAACCAAGGCCACCCCCGACACCAGUCAUCGACAUAUCGGAUGAUGAAUAGAGUCUUG